Messenger RNA from Aphidius gifuensis, 3094 nucleotides. RefSeq names its product plastin-2. Gene Ontology annotation, cellular component: cytoplasm; actin filament; actin filament bundle. Lineage: Eukaryota; Metazoa; Arthropoda; Insecta; Hymenoptera; Braconidae. The transcript is spliced from 3 exons. Gene Ontology annotation, molecular function: calcium ion binding; actin filament binding. Gene Ontology annotation, biological process: actin filament network formation; actin filament bundle assembly. The coding region runs from base 447 to 2366 and encodes 639 amino acids. The record is from RefSeq and is a predicted model, not a curated record.
AAAUACCACAAAUCGUGUGUAUGUGUACAGGCGGUUCUUCAGCGCAUUCAGUUUGAGUCAGUCUACUGCGCGAAGGUGUUCCAACCAGUACACACAAAAAAACGCGUCAUCAACAAACAAAAAAAAAAAAAAAAAUUACUCCAAUAUUUAAAUAGUAUUUAAAAAAUAUUUUAAAAAAUAUACACUUCAAUAAAAUAUCUAAAUAAUAUCUCAGUUAAAAAAAUUAAUUAAUUUAAAAUUUUUUUCAAAAACAGUGUCAGUUAAUUUGGAGUAUUUGUCUAAAUUUUUUUUUUGUUUUGUUGAGAUUAAAAGGUUGUAGAACAGCUCAACAGUAUACUCCAAUAAUAUAAAAAAAAUAGGGAAAGAUAGAGAGAGUGAGAGGUCAAAGAGUAAGUGUGUUAUUAAAGGAGUAAAUUCAAGAAAUACUGAGGAAGGAUUCUAUCAACAUGGCCACCGCCAUCGACGACCGGCAGGAACUUCUUGAGCAAUUUAAAACAAUUGAUGCUAAUAAUGAUGGAUUCAUUGACAUGGCUGAAUUGAGAACAGCACUUGAUGUUUGUGGUUUUAAAAUGCCUGGAUAUAAAGUACGUCAAAUGAUUGAGGAAUAUGAUGAUAAACAACAGCCACAACAUAAAGGACGUUUGUCAUUUGAUGAAUUUGAAAAGUUGUGUAAAGAUUUAAAAGCAAAUGAGCUUGGUUCAUCAUUCAAACAGGCUGUAUCAAAAAAAGAAAAUUUAGAAACACUUGGUGGUAUUUCUGAGGCAUCAAGUCAAGGAACAACACAUUCAGUUAGACACGAAGAACAAUUGGCAUUUAGUGAUUGGAUUAAUACAAAUUUACGUCGUGAUCCAGAUCUCAAACAUUUAUUACCAAUUGAUCCAGAGGGUAGAUUACUUUAUGAUAAAGUUAAAGAUGGUAUUUUACUUUGUAAAGUCAUCAAUCACUCGUGUCCAGAUACAAUUGAUGAGCGUACAAUAAAUAAAAAAAAUUUAACACUCUACAAAAAACAUGAAAAUUUAACAUUAGCAUUAUCAUCAGCCCAAGCAAUUGGUUGUAAUAUUGUUAAUAUUGAUGCUCAUGAUUUGACAAAAGGAUCACCACAUCUUGUACUUGGUUUACUUUGGCAAAUAAUUAGAAUUGGAUUAUUUAAUCAAAUAACAUUAGAAAAUUGUCCUGGUUUAGCAACAUUAUUACAAGAUGGUGAAAGAAUUGAAGACCUACUUAAAUUAUCACCAGAAGCAAUAUUACUACGUUGGGUUAAUCAUCAUUUGGAAAAUGCUGGUAUAUCACGUAGAUGUCAUAAUUUCCAAUCAGACAUAACAGAUUCAGAAAUAUAUUCACAUUUAAUAAAACAAAUAUCACCAUCAACAUCAGAUGUUACACUUGAAGCAUUAAUGGAACCAAAUCAAAUGACACGUGCUGAAAUAAUGUUACAACAAGCUGGUAAACUUGAAUGUAGAAGUUUUGUAACACCAUCUGAUGUUGUUAAUGGUAUAUAUAAAUUAAAUCUUGCAUUUGUUGCAAAUUUAUUUAAUAAUUAUCCUGGAUUAGAUAAACCAGAAACAAUAAUUGAAGGACUUGAUUCAUUAGAAGAAACACGUGAAGAAAAAACAUAUAGAAAUUGGAUGAAUUCAAUGGGUGUAUCACCACAUGUUAAUUGGUUAUAUUCUGAUCUUGCUGAUGGUAUUGUUAUAUUUCAAUUAUAUGAUAUUAUUAAACCAGGUACAGUUAAAUGGCCAAAAGUACAUAAAAAAUUUACAAAAUUACGUAAAUUUAUGGAAAAACUUGAAAAUUGUAAUUAUGCUGUUGAACUUGGUAAACAAAUGAAUUAUUCACUUGUUGGUAUUGCUGGACAAGAUAUUAAUGAUGGUAAUGCAACAUUAACACUUGCAUUAAUAUGGCAAUUAAUGAGAUCAUAUACAUUAUCAUUAUUAUCAAGUCUUGCUGGUAUACCUGGUACAGCAUCAGUUGACAAAGAAAUUGUACAAUGGGUUAAUUCAAAACUUGAAGCUGCUGGUAAAACAAGUAGAAUAAGAGGUUUUCAAGAUUAUGCUAUUGCUGAUGGUAAACCAGUUAUUGAUCUUAUUGAUGCAAUUAAACCUGGUACUGUUAAUUAUGAUCUUGUUAAAGAAGGUGGUACUGAUGAUGAUAAACUUGACAAUGCAAAAUAUGCAAUAUCAUUAGCUAGAAAAUGUGGUGCUCGUGUUUAUGCAUUACCUGAGGAUAUUACUGAGGUUAAACCAAAAAUGGUUAUGACUGUAUUUGCCUGUUUAAUGGCUAUGGAUUACAUUCCAAAUAUGGAUUCUAAAAAAAAUGGUAGUGAUAUUCCUAUUGAAAAUGGUAAUACCAUUAAAAAUGGACAAUAAUGGCUAGCAAAUUGUUCAGAAUCGAGUAUUAUUUCAUUUUUUUAUACCCAACUCGAUGAUGAACAUUGACAUAACAAAUAUUCAAUUGAAAGUUUAUUAAAAUAUGCAAAAAAAAAAAUCCAUAUUAACGACAAAAAAGUGAAAUUUUUUCAUGUACAUAUGCCUAAGCUUUUUUUUAUAUCAAAAAGCCAUGGAAUUAAGUUAAUCAAUUUAUUAUUUUUUUUUUUUGAAAUUAUUGUUUUACAAAUUAAUUUCGAUUAAUGGUACCUAGACGAAUGUAUUAAAACGUUAAUUUUUAAUUUUAAGUUUUGAAAUAAUAUAUAUAUAUUUUUUUUUUUUAAAUAUUAUUAUUUGUUGAAUAUUAAAAUCAAGUUAUAAAUUUAAAAAAAAAAAUUUCUAAUCAUUUAUAUAAUAUGCGAAAGACAGCGAAAAAAAAAAAAAACAAUAUGAAGAAUUUAAAAUUCAAGAAAAAUAUAUAUUCAACUGUCAAUUUUCAAUAAUUAAAAAUUUAUUUCAAAUAAUUUUUUUCAUUAUUAUUAUCAUUUAUUUAUGAUUUUUUUCUUUUGCUUUGUCAAUGUAUUUUAAGACAAUUUUAUGCGCACAAUAUUUACUGAUAAAAAUAAAAAAAAAUAAUAGCAAAGUUGAUGUGCCAUUGGAUUUGAUAAAAUGUCAAUCAACAUCCUGUAAUAAAUUUUUUUUUUUUUUUCAUAAAUUUUAUAUUUAAUAAU